Messenger RNA from Vicia villosa (hairy vetch), 393 nucleotides. RefSeq lists its product as uncharacterized. Bases 1 to 393 code for a protein of 130 amino acids. The transcript is spliced from 2 exons. Gene Ontology annotation, molecular function: zinc ion binding. The record is from RefSeq and is a predicted model, not a curated record. NCBI's taxonomy places the organism in Eukaryota, Viridiplantae, Streptophyta, Magnoliopsida, Fabales, Fabaceae.
AUGGUUGGAUGCAGUUCUCGUGGGAGCACUCUUGAUUCAGCAUCGUCUUAUGGUUUACCCAAAUGUGGCUGUGGUAGAGAAAUGAAGAUGUGGGUCGCCAACAUAGUGCAAAACCCCAACCGAAAGUUCUGGAAAUGUCGAAGUGCUGGGACCGAGAAUAGCUGUGAAUUAUUCCCAUGGGAUGAUGAAAUUGGCGACUUCAACAAAGGGGAAACUGUUAUUCAUUCAUUAUGUAAGAAAUGUGAUGUACUAGAACUGCAAUUGGAAUCUUUAACAAGCAAAUUGAAGAAAUUGAAGAUGAAGUUUGAAGCUCAGAAAAGGAAUAAUAUGCAGCUUAAGAUAGCAUUUGUGUUGUGUUGUUUGGUUGUUGGUCUGUUUUACAAUUUUAUGUAA